GGUUGGACUUACCCUUCAUGAUGAUGCCCCACCCUCUGCUGCCCAUGGGGCUGCCGCCUGCGUCCGUAGCCAUGGCGAUGUCGCAGAUGAACCACCUCAACACCAUCGCCAACAUGGCCGCUGCAGCCCAGCAGAUACACACUCACGUACACAGGGCGCCUGUCAUCAAGGAGAGAGUGUGCGACAGUCCCUCUCUGUCUCCAUCUGUUGAUGAGACCAACACUCCUCUGCAGUCGCAGCCCAGCAGCUCGGCCUCCAGCUCGCCCGAAAGACUCGGUACAUACACGCACAUAUAUCACUGA
Plectropomus leopardus (leopard coralgrouper) is the source of this 302-nucleotide messenger RNA. Lineage: Eukaryota; Metazoa; Chordata; Actinopteri; Perciformes; Serranidae. The record is from RefSeq and is a predicted model, not a curated record.